Messenger RNA from Fibroporia radiculosa, 885 nucleotides. RefSeq lists its product as uncharacterized. The record is from RefSeq and is a predicted model, not a curated record. Gene Ontology annotation, molecular function: protein disulfide isomerase activity; protein-disulfide reductase activity. Bases 1 to 885 code for a protein of 294 amino acids. The transcript has 4 exons. Gene Ontology annotation, biological process: response to endoplasmic reticulum stress. Lineage: Eukaryota; Fungi; Basidiomycota; Agaricomycetes; Polyporales; Fibroporiaceae. Gene Ontology annotation, cellular component: endoplasmic reticulum lumen.
AUGGCUCCUGAGUACAGCAAGGCAUCUGAAGCGCUUUCUCCAAUGGUCCCGCUCUACGCGGUAGAUUGUGACCAAGAUUCCAACAAACGGCUGUGCUCGGAGCAAGGAGUGCAAGGCUUCCCAACCAUUAAAUUAUACCCACGCGGCGGAAAGUCAAAGUCUAUCGGCUUCGAGGGCGGAGAACGGAUAGCUAACAACUUUUUUCAUUGGACCUCACGAAACAUACCUCAUGAUGUGAAGAAAUUGGAUAAUGGCGCUGACGUUAUCACCUGGACUGAUUCUCAUUCUGCGAAGCCUCAGGCUGUCCUACUCAGCUCAGCAAAAACUAUCCCACUGAUGUGGAAAGCGCUUGGGAAUAAAUACAAGGAUAGCAUUGAUUUUGCGAUUUUGUACGACAAGAGUGGGAAAGCGGCUGUUAAAUUAGGACUGGAAGACGAGCCCAAUAAAGAUUCCAAGGUCCUUAUCUCGCCCGCAGGCUCUUCUGAGCUUGUUCGUUACGAAGGGCGCUUGAAAUAUGCUCCAUUAGAUAAACACUUGAAGUCCGUAGCAGACGGAACCGCGAAGUUCCCAGAGUCGAAACAGGCGAUAAACGACGAUCACUCAGAUGCACAGUCCUCAGGAAACACUGCACAAGUUGUGGUUGAUCCCUCAAAUGUCUCUACCCCAAAUAUACCUACAGAAGAGGAGCCGACAUCGCCGCCCUUAUCGCCGCCCUCGAGCACUCAGCCAUUAAUGGCCACGGAGGCGGAACCGACUGAGGUACCACCUCCCGUGGAACCCGAAGACACAGGCAACAUUCUAGAAGCACCUCACGCUUCCGCCGCGACGGAGUCGAGUACAGUAUCAGAUGGAAAGGCAGGGGUUCAUACCAAGGAUGAACUGUAG